AUAUACUAAAAUGGAGAAAGGAAAAUUAGUGCUAAUCGGAGGUGGAAUUCUAGCCCUUGCAGGGGCUGGUCUCUUAUUAUACAAAUACAGCAGCUCUUCCCCUUCAGAAGAAGAAGCUGGCCCCGAGACUAAACAUGCUAAGGAAGAUUCUUUGGGAGCUGGGAUCAUCCCAAAAGAGGAUAUUUUGAAAAUUCUUAAGAAAAAUCUAGGCGAUUAUGAGCUAUGCCUUGCCACAUGGUAUAAGGUGAGCCUCAAAAUGGCACCUAAGAAUCCUGAACAGGUUGAGAACUUCAAGCAGACAGUCCUGACCAAGAUCAAAGAUAGCAUAAAGUUGACAGAUACAACAAGCAUUAAGGAAAUUGGACACAGCUAUGAUGAGUUUAGCAGAGCUCUUGAUUUUUACAGUGAAGAUUCUGAUAUCAGCUCCCUUUUGGUGUAUAUUGAUGACAACAUCAAGAGGAUUCAGAACAACACCAAACCAGAGCUCAAGCUGCAAGAAGUUGAUGGGAUAGAUGAACAAAAGUUCUUGGAAUUCUUCAAGUUAUCCAACAAGCAGUUCCUUUGGAAGAUGAAUCAGAAAGUUCAGGAAGCAAAGCCAUUGAAUAAGGAAAAGAUCAAACAGAUAAUGCAGAGUUUAAAGCCUCACCAGAAUAAAGUAAAGAUUUGGACGCAUAUGGAGCUCCCAGUGCAUCCUGAAAUGGACACCGCAUGCUUUAUUAAGCAUUAUCAGGCUCAUAUCAUGAUUUCGAGUAGCAAGGUUUCUGAAGAAAUCACGGAUAUCCAAUCAAGAGCUAGUGCUAAAAUGAAGGAGAUAAUUAGAGGAGACUACAAGAAUGAAUUUGACGACGAGCCACUUAAAGAGCAUUUAGAUCAUACAAGAGCAAGCCUUAGCUAGAGUUACUGCCUUUAGUAAUGAUUUAUUGAUGAUCAACC
This is a messenger RNA of Moneuplotes crassus, 933 nucleotides long. The record is from the annotation of a GenBank genome assembly. NCBI's taxonomy places the organism in Eukaryota, Ciliophora, Spirotrichea, Euplotida, Euplotidae.